Messenger RNA from Plodia interpunctella (Indianmeal moth), 218 nucleotides. RefSeq lists its product as uncharacterized. The transcript has a single exon. The record is from RefSeq and is a predicted model, not a curated record. NCBI's taxonomy places the organism in Eukaryota, Metazoa, Arthropoda, Insecta, Lepidoptera, Pyralidae. Bases 1 to 174 code for a protein of 57 amino acids.
AUGACUAAGAAAGGCAACCUUCAUGUUGUAGAGGAACUGUACAACCAAAUACCAGAAUUUACUGAUGUAUUUUCUGAAGAUACAUUCUAUGUAUUUGUUGUGUGUUUUGUUCUGUCUACAGUACUAGUAGCUUUUAUUCUGUCUAGAUUUAUAACUAUAAAACCUGUAGAGUAGAUCCAUAGAUGUUGUUUGUUAAAAAUUAAAUUGAACAUAAAACA